GCAUAUAAGGAGAUAAUGCAUGAUAUAUAUAUAUUUAAAUUGUUCGUUAAGUUAUAUAUGGUUAAUAGUAAUAUUGGUAUGGACCUGGUGGUGCGUUUGAAUUUGAGUAAGUAUUCGACAUAUUCAUAGGCGACUGUGUCUGUAUGUAUGCUUGCGGGUAUUGGUAAGAAUAAUAUUGCUGAUGAUGUUGCUGAGGUUGUUGAUGAUGAUGUUGUUGUUGCUGUUGUUGCUGCUGCUGAUAAAGGAAAGCUUGCUGAGUAGGAGCUUGGUACUGAUAAUAAUAUCCCGCUUGCUGGGGUGCGGUUGUCGGUAUAGUAGCAGGCUCUGGUACUCUUGAAGAGUGUAAUUCAAGAUUCGUGGAGCAUGUUCUUUGGUGUCGCAGGAGUAUACACGAGCGACUGUACUCUUUCCCGCACUUGCAUACGUGUGGAUUAGCUUUCUCUCGGUCUUUUGGGGUGCUCAGAAAGGGCCAUAAGCUGUAAUCCAGACUCACGGAUGUUACGCUUAUGUCUCAGCAUGUUCUCUACACGUGUAAAAGUUGCGUUGCAGCCUGUAUAGUCACAGCUGAACUUUUUUUCCAUAGUCAGUAUUGGUCUGCCCGGAAAGAAACGAGAACGUCUGAUUAAAAUGAGGAACAUAGUUACCAGUUACGUAGGCAUAACGGUACGAGGAUCGCGCCGUAGUUUAAAAUGAUACUUGCUAUAGGAGGUUUACAAUAGUAGUAUCUAUCUAUAAAUUUUUAUGCCCGUCCUCAUACGUGAUAGAUGUCACUGUUUUGAUAGUUUCUGAUACGAGAAGGGUAGAAUGUUCAAUGGAAGAAACUAAAAUUUAAGUACAUAGAAUACUGAUAUCUAUUAGAAAUAUUAAAUCACAGCCCUUAUCGUUCUUUAUAUCACACAAUCACGAUGUCUGCUGCAGAGAAGCUGCUCGAAGAGAGGCUAAACAUGAACAAGGAGGACGCUAGUAAAAUAUACAGCAGUAAAUUAGAGAAUACCACUAUCAUGCUUGAAAACCCACUGAAAUCAUCAAAAAGGAAGCCAACGAAAUCCAAACUUAGACGGCAAACGAUAAGGCACUCUAUAAAAAGGACUAAAAUGAGUUAUGAUGUCGCUAAGAAGCUAAAUAGGAUGUGGAAUGAAUACAUAAAUGAUCUGAUAGAUGGUGAUAGCAUGUCUAUACAGUCAAAAAUGUUGAAAGCAGACCUAUGCGGUAGUGCGAUAAAAGUGAUAAAAUCAAACAAUCCAACGCUUAUAAACAUGGAAGGUAUAUGUAUAUUAGAAACAGAGCAAUCAUUCCUCAUCAUUACGCCAUCAUCCUCGCAGAAAUCUUUACCAAAAAACGGCGGUGUAUUCGAGCUAAAGUCCGACGUUUUCUCUCUUAACCUAUACGCUGAUAAUUUCAAGUACAGAAAUGUAGACAGGCUAAAUAAAAAAUUUAAGCAUAAAUU
Molecule: messenger RNA, 1447 nt
Organism: Wallemia mellicola CBS 633.66
Lineage: Eukaryota; Fungi; Basidiomycota; Wallemiomycetes; Wallemiales; Wallemiaceae
Exons: 2
Biological process (GO): rRNA processing; tRNA 5'-leader removal
Cellular component (GO): ribonuclease P complex; ribonuclease MRP complex
Molecular function (GO): ribonuclease P RNA binding
Source: RefSeq, a predicted model, not a curated record